AUGGCCCAAGCAUUUAAAGUCGCCUCGAGCGUGUCUCCGUACUCGGAGCUGCCCCCGAUUUGCGCGCGUCUGUUUGAGGCGAAGGCGGCCAAAGGCUUGACGUUUGACCAGAUCGGCAAGGCCAUAGGCAAGGAUGAGAUGUGGGUUGCAGCGGUGUUCUACGCCCAGGCGAAGCUGUCGCCAGAGGACCUCGAAGGCCUCGCGAAGACCCUCGACCUCCCUGUGGCGAACGUUCAGGCAGAGAUCGGGGAGAAUUGGUGGCCGAACCGUGCGGGGAUGGGCGAGAUCCCGCCCAGGGACCCAGUAUUGUACCGAUUGUUUGAGGGCGUGAUGGUGUACGGGCAUGCUAUUAAGGCUGUGAUUCAUGAAAAGUUCGGCGACGGCAUUAUGUCGAUGAUCGACUGUAAAGUCAACAUUACGAAGAAGCCCGAUCCGAAGGGUGACCGCGUAGUUCUGACGUUCGAGUGA
Molecule: messenger RNA, 468 nt
Organism: Gloeophyllum trabeum ATCC 11539
Lineage: Eukaryota; Fungi; Basidiomycota; Agaricomycetes; Gloeophyllales; Gloeophyllaceae
Product: Cyanase
Exons: 7
Coding region: 1-468 (155 amino acids)
Molecular function (GO): DNA binding; cyanate hydratase activity
Source: RefSeq, a predicted model, not a curated record